CUCGGCUGCCGACCCUCCUUCUCUCUGCCUUCGGCCGCGGGAUUAAAUGCCCUCCUUUACUGCGCGCGCCUGCCGGGUUAGGAGAUGAAAUGGGUUGGUGUUGUUCGGCGUAAUUGCGCACCGUCUUCGCCCGUCCACCGGGGCCCGUGAGUUUACCUCCGCCGGAUCGCCUGCCGGGUGGAAUUCGUGAGAGAAUUUGGGGAAGGUUGCGUCGGUUUUUUCUUGUUUUCUUAUUUUCUUCUUUUCUUUUCUCUGAUCUUUCUCUGGGUGGGUGGUUGUUGAAGGCGCGGAGGGAGCGGGGGUGUCUUGUGGGUGUUUGAGGUUUCCAGGUGGGUGUUGUGAGGAUGGGGAUCGUGAGUACGGUUCUUGGGUUUUGUGGGUUUGGGGUGGGAACUUCGAUCGGGCUCGUGGUUGGCUACUACAUGUUCAUCUACUUCCAACCGACCGAUGUCAAGGACCCCGUGGUGCGUCCUCUAGUCGAGCAAGAUACGAAAUCCUUGCAGCGUCUGCUCCCGGAGAUACCUUUGUGGGUGAAAAAUCCGGACUAUGACCGUGUUGACUGGCUCAACAAAUUUAUCCUCACCUUGUGGCCUUAUCUAGAUAAGGCCAUAUGCAAGACUGUGAAGACCAUAGCAAAGCCUAUUAUUGCCGAGCAAAUACCGAAAUACAAGAUUGAUUCUGUCGAGUUUGAGGAGCUUACAUUGGGUUCUUUGCCGCCUACUUUCAACGGAAUGAAAGUCUAUCUUACUGAUGAGAAGGAGUUAAUAAUGGAGCUGUCGAUGAAGUGGGCAGGGAAUCCUAACAUCAUUGUUGCUGCUAAGGCAUUCGGGUUGAGGGCUACUGUUCAGGUGGUUGAUUUGCAAGUGUUCGCUUCUCCGCGCAUCACUCUGAAGCCUCUGGUUCCAACCUUUCCUUGUUUUGCCAAGAUAUUUGUCUCUUUAAUGGAGAAGCCACAUGUAGAUUUUGGCCUGAAGCUUCUCGGAGCAGAUGCUAUGUCCAUUCCUGGCCUCUAUAGAUUUGUCCAGGAACUUAUCAAGGAUCAAGUUGCAAAUAUGUACCUCUGGCCUAAGUACUUAGAAGUACCUAUUUUGGAUCCUUCUAAAGCUGCAAAGAAACCGGCUGGGAUUCUCAAUGUAAAGGUCGUGAGGGGAAUAAAGCUUAAAAAGAAGGACCUUCUGGGCAAGUCAGACCCUUAUGUGAAGCUAAAGCUUACUGAAGACAAGUUAUCCACAAAGAAGACAACAGUCAAACAUAGCAAUCUAAAUCCUGAAUGGAAUGAGGAGUUCAGUUUGUUGGUCAAGGACCCAGAAUCUCAAGCCUUAGAGCUUAUUGUCUAUGACUGGGAACAGGUUGGUAAACACGAGAAGAUGGGAAUGAAUGUUAUUCCACUGAAGGAGCUUACACCUGAGGAACCGAAGAUUAUGACUCUUAAUCUGUUGAAGAACAUGGACCCCAAUGAUGUCCAGAACGAGAAGUCACGUGGGGACCUUGUUGUUGAAGUGGUAUACAAGCCUUUCAAGGAGGAUGAGAUGCCCGAUGAUCUUGAAGAUUCAAAUGCAGUAGACAAGGCUCCUGAAGGAACACCUGCUGGCGGUGGUUUGCUUGUAGUUAUCGUACAUGAGGCUCAAGAUCUCGAAGGAAAGCAUCACACAAAUCCUCAUGUCCGCCUGUUUUUCAGAGGGGAGGAAAGAAAGACUAAGUAUGUAAAGAAGAACAGAGAUCCAAGAUGGGAAGAAGAGUUCUCGUUUAUGCUUGAUGAUCCACCUACCAAUGACAGACUCCAUGUGGAAGUCAUUAGUACCUCCUCGAGGAUGGGCUUGUUGCAUCCGAAGGAAACGCUAGGCUAUGCGGAUAUCUACUUAUCUGAUGUUGUCAGCAACAAGAGGAUCAAUGGGAAGUACAAUCUCAUCGACUCCAAGAAUGGACAAAUCCAAAUUGAGUUGCAGUGGAGAACUGCAGCUUAGGGCAUUGCUUGGGUUGGCAGUGUUUGGAGGGUGCCUCCCCUCCCAACAUUUUAACUCUCUUUAGUCAAUCUGUGUGAAUGAACAUUUGUAUAAAUCUGUCUGUCUGAAGAUUUUUACUGUCGAUAUUAUUGCUGCUUUCGAUGAUAAGCUCGAGCUAGAUUAUUGCUCAUGAUCAGCAUCAGCAAUCAUUGAGCGAGCCCUUUAGCUGCGGUACAAACUACUGCGCGUGGCACUUACAUUUUUUGAAAUUUCAGCUUAGGGACAUCUCCACGAUAUACUAUCUGUUUCAUCUGUCUUUUGGGCUUUCAUACAUUGCUCACCCCACAGCCUCUGUGAAGUUUCAGUCUGAGAUCUAUGUUCUUAUAUUGAUUUCAA
Molecule: messenger RNA, 2339 nt
Organism: Syzygium oleosum
Lineage: Eukaryota; Viridiplantae; Streptophyta; Magnoliopsida; Myrtales; Myrtaceae
Product: synaptotagmin-2
Exons: 12
Coding region: 345-1964 (539 amino acids)
Cellular component (GO): endoplasmic reticulum
Molecular function (GO): lipid binding
Source: RefSeq, a predicted model, not a curated record